Molecule: messenger RNA, 5255 nt
Organism: Podarcis raffonei (Aeolian wall lizard)
Lineage: Eukaryota; Metazoa; Chordata; Lepidosauria; Squamata; Lacertidae
Product: interleukin-1 receptor type 1-like
Exons: 11
Coding region: 3036-4694 (552 amino acids)
Biological process (GO): regulation of inflammatory response; signal transduction
Molecular function (GO): interleukin-1, type I, activating receptor activity
Source: RefSeq, a predicted model, not a curated record
GGGUCGGCUGCUGACGGGUUGAGGGUCCGCGAGAGGGGACAGCUUGCCGCCGCCGCCGCCUUGCCUCUGUAUGAGGAUUAGGCGCAGCCGUCUUGCGUGGCUCUUUCUCGAGCACAAGGGGAGCGCGCUGUGCGGGGAAAGAGUUUAGGCAAGUUCCUGGCACCGGGUGAGUCACGCUUUGGACCCGGCAGCGCGGCCUCUUCUUGCCCGCGAGGACAGGCUGGCCUGGGGCGGGAGGGAGCAGCAGGUUCUUCCAAGAGCCGCGGGGAAGAGACCGGACGGGUUCUUCUCGCCUCCGCCGCGAGCUUCGCCGUUGCCUUUCCUGGCGCCUUGGAGGGGGGCAGAUCAGUAGGUGGAGAAAGGGAAAGGGAGCUUCAGCUGCAGUCAUUUCUGAGGAGUCCUGACAGACAGACAGACAGACAGACAGACAGACAGACAGACAGAAGCCAACUGGGCAUCCCUCUAUAGAGGUGUCUUGUUUAGGCAGGUUGCUGUCAGUCUUGAAUGUGUACAGAGCUGUUUCCCUUUUUUUCAGCAGCCUGCCUUGACGGACACUUUUCCGAAAUGGGCUUCAGAGGCCCUUUAUGAAGUUGACCUGAGUGGAUUUAGAAACACGCAGGAUCCAAACAGGUUAGAAACCUAAUCUGGUUUCCGACUGGGACCUGUUAAUAUCCUCUCGAGUUCUCUACCACGAGCAAACUCUGGUUUUUACCCCUUUGAGGAUUUUUCAGACUUUUUACUAAAGUGGGCAAAAGGACAGCAGGCAAGAUACCUCCUUUUCAAAGGAGCACCUUCUACAGAAUCAAGGGAUCGCUUUUAACAAGCUGCUAAUCCCUAUGAUUUUCAGAGAGAGGGAAAGCACCAAAAAUCUCAGUUUUUUAAAUUCCACUCCGUUGGCAACAACCCAUCUCCAAAUGGCAUAUUUGAUUCUCCUAGACUUACUGAUCUCCCCCAAUGCAAGGCCUUUCUUUGGAAAUGGCAGUAUUUGGUAUAUGAUGUGUAACUUAUUUCUGUCCAUACCAUACCUAUUCCAAAUGCAGCUGACUCCAUAGGUUUGGUCCAGUAAUUUGGAGAGGGAGGCAGCUUCACAUAGUUAAAAACAUAGGAUGAUAUUCAACCAACUCAGAGUAGACUCAUUGAAAUUAAUGCACAAGACCAAGGUCCAUUAAUUUCCAUGGGUCUACUCCAAGUUAAAAUCACUUGAAUACCACUCAUUGGGUUGUAUAUGUCUAAGUCAUGUGCUGGAAACUAAUUGCCUUCCAGAUGUUGUUGAAUCACAACUCCCAUCAGUCCCGGCAAGAAUGGCCAAUGGCUUGGGAUGUUGGGAGUUGUACCUCAGCAACAUCUGGAGGGCCAAAAGUUUAGCACAUCUGAUGCAAUCGACAACUUAACCUAAAUUCAUUGAUUUCAGUGGGUCUGUUCUGAGUAUGACAACUUGGUAGGUGUGGGCAAUUUAAAUCCACCCUUCCCCAAACAAGAACCAAGUGAUUCUCGUCCUUGGUGGCUAGCAUGUUAAGUCUUUGCUCGGAACUAUUAAGUGAUUCAUGGGUGAUGCAUUGGCAAUACAUUUAAAGUUCAUAAGUGAUUGAAAAUCCAAGCAUGCCAUUACAUUCCCUCUGGUCCUGGUGUUAAGUGUUUUUAGUUAUAUAAAUCCAGUGAGCCUUGGCUUCUUUUGUUCCUUCGUGUCUCUCACAGAGUUAAAGUCCUUGUUUGCUAUUUUGGUGCAAUGUGUAAAUGGGACAUUGUUGACUUUGCUGCAUAUUUUCUGGGUGAUGGUAACUAUGAGGUGCUGAGUGAACUUUCCCUGUUAACUUACUCUUGCCUUGCUUUUGACCACUCCUACAUCUGGAGGGGAACCAGUUGAACUAUGGCUUGCCUUUCUCUUGAAUGUGGCCUGCAUAGAUUGUGAAUGUGGCCAACAUUGUGUGUUGGGCAUUCUGAAGUUCUAGUUGCUAAAUCAAUGAUUAGCAGAAUGAUUUUUAUUGGAUUUCUCAUUUGUCCUUAACCAUAAGGUUCCAGGUUACAACAGUAUUUGUUUUUAAAAAUCUGUUAAAACAAUUGGCAAUCAGGAUAUAUAUUUGGAGUGACAAAGGCCAGGGUAAAAAGGUGAAAGAUGAAAGUAGUAUGGGGGUCUAUUGUGAGUUGCAUUCCUGUAAUGAAUGUUCUUACUUCCAAUUCUAAGAUUCAGUUAUCCAGAAUUGAAGUGCAAGCUCUAAGUUUUCAGUGGUUUAUUGCUCUUCACUUUUAUGUUGCAAGUGACCUGCUAAUAAUGUUAAUAAAGGCUUAAAAAUUAAAAACAAACUAGUGACUCACUUGAUAGUGAUAUUCAUUUUAAUAAGAGUAAUUGAAACUGUGUAUGGGGUGGGUCCUAGUUUGCUUUUAAGCAUCACCUUUCUAAAAGGAGAAUGUCUGCUUCUGCCUUAUUUAGCAUAGAGCACUGCGUGUGUGUUAUGGAAUGCUGGCUAUCUCUUUCCAGGCAUUAAUAAAUCAACUGCAGACAGAAUAAACAACACAAAUAGCUAAAUUAAGGUCCAAGGCUAAGUGCAAGGCUAUAAUUUCUUGUAACUCCUUUGUAAAGUUUGCAGUUGGAUUGUGUCUAUCCAGCCUGGGCUCUGGUUUGUCUGCAUGUGUUGGAUGUAAGGAGGAAUGUCAACUUAGGAUGGGUUAGGUCCUCACAUGACUCUGUGCCAGGUAAUGUGGCUGUAUUAUUCAGCCUGGGCACGCUGGAUUCUGUGUGCAGAGGUGCCACUUACAUGUGAUAGUCAACCAUUGUAGAUAAGCUGGGCGAGGUUUAGGCAAUGUGUGUGGAAGGGAGCUGAGCCUGGUGGCUGCAAUCUUGAUGCAGUGCUGCACAUUCCGUACAUACACAUUUGUUAAUUUGGGGGAAAGGAUUUGGUGCUUCCAAAUUAUUAACCCAAGAGCGCUGUUCUGAAAGUCAGUGAUCAAUACAGCAUAGAUAUGGAUUGUAGCUAACAUGCCCUGUUAGCUGCUUCCCAAACCAGCAGUUGGAACACAGUGGAUGCGGAGUAAAUAAGAUGGUAUCUGCGUUGCAGCUCUUAUGCUGGAUCUGUCUGGCUUAUUCUUCGUCCAGUAUUUGUGUACGCUUAGCGACCAAUGUGCGUGCGGGGGAGCCUGGGGUCAUCUGCUGUCCGCUGCUGUCUUCCAAACAAUCCAAUUACUCUGUGACUUGGCACAUAAACGGUAGUGAUAUACCCAUAACUACGGAUAACUACUCCAGGAUCCAUCAACGAGGAGACAGGCUUUGGUUUAGCCCUGCAAUGAUAGAAGACUCCGGAUUUUAUGAGUGUCGCAUUCAAAAUUCAACAAGAGAUAGGAAGGAGCUCCGUGUUUUCAAGAACGAUGAUGGUUUAUGCUUUAAUAGAAAUUACGUUUAUCCACAAAGAAUACAUUUGCAUAAUACUGGAAAGCUAAAGUGUCCCGACCUCCAGAAUUUUGAAAGUGAAAGGACUCCACUUCAGUGGUCCAAGGCAUGCACUCCUGGAUUAUCUGAAGAUGGAAGAUUUAGCCAUUUUGAGGAUUUCCUUGCAAUUAAAAAUGCAACGGAGAAAGACAAAGGAGUGUAUAUAUGCCAGCUGACAUACACCUAUCUGGGAAGACAAUUGAAUGUAUCUCGUGCCAUUAGUCUAACUCUUUUUGCGCCUCCGAAGAGAAUACCGCUGGACAUCAUUUAUCCAAACAAUAAUUCAGUUGAAGUAGAACUUGGGUCCAGUAUUGCUGUGACCUGUAAUGCCUCGUCGGGUAUUUGGGAUGAACCAUAUGUAUCCUGGAACCUUGAGGAUAACUCUACUCGGGAUUUAAAAGCAACACUCACACGGUCUCUGGAUAAGUCACCUAAUGGAGAACUUCAGCUAGUGAGAGAAAAGUUUAAUAUUUCUGUAGUGAAACCUAAACACUACCAAAAAUACUUCUGCACUGUAUGGUCUAUUAGAACUGCUCCAAGAGUUGUAUACAUCAUGCUAAAACCUCCAGCUCGGAACUUUCAGGGUUAUUUGAUUGGAGGUCUUGUUUCCCCGCUCCUUGUUAUACUGGCAGCUCUGCUCAUCUACAAGUUUUUCAAAGUUGACAUUGUGCUUUGGUAUCGGGAGUCCUGCCAGGUUCUUCUGGGUAAGGGAGUUUCAGACGGGAAGCUCUACGAUGCGUAUGUGUUGUAUCCCAAAAAUUCAGCGAACUGUGCAUAUUCAUCUGAUAUCUUUGUCCUGAAAGCAUUGCCUGAAGUCUUAGAAAAGCAAUGCGGCUAUAAGCUCUUUAUAUGUGGAAGGGACGAUCUGCCAGGGCAAGCGGUGGUCAGUGUUGCUGACGAAACUCUGAAGCAAUGCAGAAGAGUGAUCAUCGUCUUGGUACCGGAUUCAUCCUGCUUCAGCACGCAGAGACUGACCUCUGAGCAUGAAAUUGCGGUGUACAGCGCUCUUAUUCGGGAUGGAGUUAAAGUGAUACUGAUUGAGCUGGAUAAAAUAAAAGACUAUGACAACAUGCCAGAAUCAUUAAAAUACCUUAAACAAAAACAUGGAGUGCUCAGGUGGGAAGAAGGCCUUUCGGAGAAAUCUCAAAGGGCAUCAACAAAGUUUUGGAAAAAUGUACGGUACCAAAUGCCAGCCAGCCGAAGACCACCUUCCUCCGAGUUUCAUUUGCUGCCAGUACUUUUUAACUCUCCUUGGAUACCAGAAGGGUCAUAACAAGACCACAUAUGCACUGUUCUCUUGAACAUGUUCAAACAAGGGGUGCAAGGCAUGGUUCCAGGUGUGCUGCAUGCAUAACCCCAGAAAGCGGCUGUUGAGAGUGCAGUCCCUAGGAAUGUCUACUUUUGAUCACUUGGGAAGAGCCUUCCCUACCAGGAUGCGAUCAGCCAUGGACCUAGGAAGCUUUUGGUUUGGUUCAGUGAGUUCCUUGGACAAAUGGCAAAAUGUGAAUGUUUGAGCCAAAAGUUGUUUUACAGAGGAAGGAAGCGAAUGUGAAGGAAACUGUUUCCCCCUCUCAUGUGCAGACUUUAUACGUAGUCAGGUUUUAACCUGAAACAUAAGGGCUCACUUGGAACAGCUUAAAUAGCUGCUUCAUUUGUCCAAUACUUGUUCGUUCCCCUUUUAAAGGAUAAUUCCAUAUACUAUGCAUAUUAUUACGGUAUCUCCCAAGGAGAAAAACAGUAAGAGAGCACCAUAUUUUUUGGGUGGAUUGUCUUACCAGUGAGCAGAUGCAAAAGCAAGAGUGUGAAUUCUCUGUGAUUUAUUCACAUUUUAAUU